AUGACCGUCCCCAACAUUGGGGACAUCUUGGUGCUGUCGCAGAAGGCUUGGAAGAUUGGACGCACUUUUUCUGCUUGCCAAAAGAAUGCACCAGUGGAGCUUCAAUAUGUUGAGACGGAAAUUGGCAGCCUCGCAAAAUCACUGGCAUCGUUGGCAGAGACGCUGCACGCGGAGUCCGUGCGGCAGUUGUUACAGGACGCUGACCAGGAAAUAAAAGAUGGCGUUGACACCAUCAUAAGGUCUUGUCAACGGACAGUAGAUGAUCUUGACUCGCUGAUCGACCAAUACCAAGUCAUCAAGAAGCACCGCACAGUUGGAGGGUUCGCAAUCGAGCGCUCGUGGAGCGAUCUGGUAUUAUCCUCAUACAGGACGAUGAUCUGGACUCCCGAGGGCGGAAACCUCGCAGAUCUGAAAGAGAUCAAGUCUAUGGCUCGUAUGGACAGCACCGUCAUACCAAUGGCAAAGCGAAUCGAUAACAUGAACCACUUGGCUGGAAGCAUCGAUCAGCAGCUUGACGAAGUACAUCGUAUGGUAGAGGACCUAAUGAUUGCACCAGAAACUUCACAUGUGCCACCCGUACCAGCAAAGAACCCUGCGCGUUCACCGACCACCGAAAACGCCGACCCAUUGAGCCAGAUGUAUCAUGCUUUAUCUCCCCCAGAAUCUCCACCCAGGUCACAAAAUAUCGAAAUAUCUUUGCCACGGAUCCCGCAGCGCCCAAAGUCCCACGAACAGUCCUCUAUAGUCAGAUUCAACGAGGAUGCUCCUGUUCCGACAUCUCCGGCGGAUGUCGUGUCCGCCUCAAGAACAUCCUCACCCACUCAAAAACUUUUCGACAUCGACCAAGAAAACAUCACCUCUUCCAAGGACACCGGAAAAAGUCGCGGUUCGCUCGUCGAAUACUCGCACCGGAUAAACCAAGACGACCCAAGAGACGUCGAAAUGAUCGAGGCUUCUGAAGAGUGCAGAAUCGCCGUAGUACGGAAACGCGUAACCGACUCUGAGACGAAGGCAGUGCGCGUCGUGACAUCCGUAUGGGCGUUUAGCGACGACAACACGACCCGCGUGGAGCUACGUAUGGAAGACGACCAGAUGUACAUACCGUACUCCAGCUACUUCAACCCCGCCAAAGCCUCCAUCACAGUCCUCUGCGAGCUCAUAUUUCACGACGUCAAGCACGGCAAUCGGCCAGUGCGUGUAGAAAAGACAAGCUGGGUCAACUACGUCUUUGACUCACCACAAGCGGCCGCACUCUUCCAAAACGAACUAAUGGGCCGCACUCUGCUCGCGACAUUCCGCACAGAAAAAACAAUGCGCAUCCACGAAGGCCUCUCCAAAUCCUUCUCCUACGCCGAGCAAAUGUGCGGCCUGGAGAACCUCCGCGUCUGGGAAGACAACGACACAGGCGCCAUCAUCGCCCUAAUUCAUUUCUCCGCCGACUUCCGAAACGGUUAUCUAGCCUUCUACCUCAACUCCUCCGUCAACCCCAUCAGAGUGAAAGACGGUGGGGACAGAGAGGUCAAGAUCAAAGGGCUGAGAGUACCGAUUGAUCGGGGUGAUCGCGCGAUGAGAAAGGACAGUUUUGCGGAAGCUGCCACUGCUUCUGUUACAGGGAAAGGUAAGGAGAAAGUGGGGGCUGGGAAGAGUGUGGACAAGGGGAAGGUUAUCAGUGGGGCGAAGAUUGAGUUUGCGACGGAGAUGGAGAAGAGGGAGUUUUUGGAGAUGUGUGUAGAGAUGCAGAGGGAGUUGAUUGAGUUGCCGGAUUUGUUGGGGGUUAAUUGA
Molecule: messenger RNA, 1782 nt
Organism: Alternaria viburni
Lineage: Eukaryota; Fungi; Ascomycota; Dothideomycetes; Pleosporales; Pleosporaceae
Exons: 5
Coding region: 1-1782 (593 amino acids)
Source: RefSeq, a predicted model, not a curated record